GCACAGCGCCCUUUAUACGCACUUCCGCCCGCUUGCCACUUCCUUUCUUUUCGGCGGCUCGCGUCGGCAAGAUGGCCGUGCAAAUUUCCAAAAAGAGGAAGUUUGUCGCUGAUGGCAUCUUCAAAGCUGAACUGAAUGAGUUUCUCACUCGGGAGCUGGCUGAAGAUGGGUACUCUGGAGUUGAGGUCCGAGUUACACCAACCAGGACAGAGAUCAUUAUCUUGGCCACCAGGACACAGAAUGUACUUGGUGAGAAGGGCCGGCGGAUCCGGGAAUUGACUGCUGUGGUUCAGAAGAGAUUCGGCUUCCCUGAAGGCAGUGUAGAGCUUUAUGCUGAAAAGGUAGCCACAAGAGGACUGUGUGCCAUUGCCCAGGCAGAGUCUCUGCGUUACAAACUCCUAGGAGGCCUUGCUGUGCGGAGGGCCUGCUAUGGUGUGCUGCGGUUCAUCAUGGAGAGUGGGGCCAAAGGCUGCGAGGUCGUGGUGUCUGGGAAGCUUCGAGGACAGAGGGCUAAAUCCAUGAAGUUUGUGGAUGGCCUCAUGAUCCACAGUGGGGACCCUGUUAACUACUAUGUUGACACCGCCGUACGCCAUGUGCUGCUCAGACAGGGUGUGCUGGGCAUCAAGGUAAAGAUCAUGCUGCCUUGGGACCCAACUGGUAAGAUUGGCCCUAAGAAGCCUCUGCCUGAUCAUGUGAGCAUUGUGGAACCCAAAGAUGAAAUACUGCCCACCACUCCCAUCUCUGAACAGAAGGGUGGGAAGCCAGAGCCGCCUGCCAUGCCCCAGCCGGUACCCACAGCAUAAUAGGUCUCCUUGGCCGCUGGAUCUGGAAUCUGAAUGUUGCUCUGCAAAGACCUUUAAUAAAAUCUUCUUAAAAGACA
Messenger RNA from Budorcas taxicolor (takin), 880 nucleotides. It is a transcript of the gene RPS3, whose product is annotated as ribosomal protein S3. Gene Ontology annotation, cellular component: cytosolic small ribosomal subunit; nucleus. The transcript has 7 exons. NCBI's taxonomy places the organism in Eukaryota, Metazoa, Chordata, Mammalia, Artiodactyla, Bovidae. The record is from RefSeq and is a predicted model, not a curated record. Bases 72 to 803 code for a protein of 243 amino acids. Gene Ontology annotation, molecular function: RNA binding; structural constituent of ribosome. Gene Ontology annotation, biological process: positive regulation of apoptotic signaling pathway; translation.